AUGGCUGUCGAAGAAGCUCCUCUGAAUGAUGAUGAUGAUACCCAGAUCAAAGCAGUAGGGAAGGACCCGCUUGGGGGAGAAGACAAGGAAGCCGAGUGCAGAACAGUCCCCCGGAAGACGGGCCUCUUCAUCUUCUUCAAGGAUGCAAGGUAGGAACCUCUUCCUACCCAGGAAGACUUGUCAACAGUGAAGAGAGAGAAAAGCAGGGGAAGGAGAUCAGAAGCUCUGUUCAUGCAAGUUCCAUCUCUGAUAAAGUUUCUCUUCUCUGAAAGGAAUGCACUGAAGCUGGACGCAAUGGGCCUGGAGAUCGCAGGGAUCGCAGUCCCGGCGGCUCUGGCCUUGGCGGCCGACCCUCUUGCUUCACUGGUGGACACCGUAUUUGUAGGACAGAUUGGUACAUUCUCUCUCUCUCUCUCUCUCUCUCUCUCUCCUGUCUUCCAUCUGCACGUAAUUUUUCUUUCAGGGUUUUGGUUUCUGAUCCUGCUGCCCUUUAUCUUCGUCCAAAAAUUGUGGGUCCGGUCUACUUCUCUUUGUUUUCGAAAAGAAAUAAAACAUUUAUAAAAUGAAAUAAAAUAAAAUUCGCACAGUAAAACACCAGAUCAACAGAAAUCAUGCGCCCCACUGAAAAAAUAAGGGCGAAAAAGCAAAGUUCAUCCAGAUACACUAACCUCGUUGGGUGGAGCGCAGGGCCCGUGGAGCUCGCCGCUGUUGGGGUCUCCAUCGCCGUCUUUAAUCAGAUAUCGAAAGUGGCCAUCUACCCCAUCGUCAGCGUCACCACCUCCUUCGUCGCAGAGGAGCACGCCGCCCUCCAAGAGAAGGCUUCCUCCGCCAUCGCCACUGCCGCCGCCGCCGGUGGGUAGACAUUUCCGCCUCAAAUGCCAUCCAUCCCUACAUAGGACACAGGCUGUGACAGCAAGAUCAAGAGCCUCUCAGCCUCGGAUCUAUAUGCCUUUUAUUAUAUGAAAUAAUCUGUGUACACACAGUGGGUUGGGUCCCACUGCCACGUGCAGGAUGACCAUCAGCCCUCCCGGACUUCUGGACUGGAAAUGUGUAGAACAACCCUUUAUAAAUAUAUAUAUAUAUAUAUAGAUAUAAAACCUAUUUUAGAAAGAUAAAGCGGAGCACUGAAAAAUGGUGCGAUUAUUUCGCAAGUAUUUUUCUUCUUGAAAUAAUCCCCCUUCAAAGUUUUUAUUUAUUUAUGUGUUUUAAAAGGUCCUUAGGAAAGUAUGAUAAAGAAAUAUAUACAAUUAUUGUGUGUUCCAUACAGAUGCAGAGGAUCCCAGGAGAGACUGCGUGUAUGGGCAGAGAAGGCAGUUCAUCCCAUCGGUUUCCUCAGCGCUGGUGGUCGGGGCAGUGCUCGGGCUUCUUCAGGCUCUGCUGCUUGGCUUCGCAGCAAAGCCAUUCUUGCGCCUCAUGGGAGUAAAACCUGUAAGAUUAACAACAAACCUAUAUAUAUAUAUAUAUAGAUAUAUUUACAUGCAUAUAUAACAUUGUGAAAAUUGGAUUGGAAGAGGCAAUAACUUUCCUCUGAAGAAUUAACACUUUCCACCUGUGAUCACCAUGGUCAAAGGUUUUGGACCCUUAUUUCCACGUGCCUAAGCAUUUCCAAUCUCUCUCUCUCUCUCUCUCUCUCUCUCUCUCUCUCUCUCUCUCUCUCUCUCUCUCUCUCUCUCUCUCUCCCUCUCUCUCUCUCCCUCUCUCUCCCUCUCUAUGUACAUUUAUAUAUAUAUAUAUAUCUACCUUCAGAGAUGUCAUGCAAUUCAGAGAGGGGAAAUAAGGGAAUAUACCUAAGCAGCAUGGGGCAGAUGGGGAAAUGAAAAUUGAACAGAAGUGGAGACAGCCGGUUGCCUCCAUUGACUAGCUCCCCCAUUCCCAUCGUUCCUGCAUGGAGCAGACACAGAACUCAUGUUAUUCAUCCACCUGCAACCAUGUUUCCCCAUUUUUCAGGAGCAUAACCACGAACCUACAUUUUUUUUUCCCCUUCUCGUGAUUCUCAUUCCUGCACAUUCCGACUAGCUUAGCUAGGAAGCUCCUGCUUCUGUAAGGGGUUUGUACGUAAGCUUUUCAUCUGACAGGGUUCACCUAUGAUGACUCGAGCACACCGGUACUUAUCACUGAGGUCAAUUGGUGCUCCUGCCGUGCUCCUGUCUCUGGCCAUGCAGGGGGUUUUCAGAGGGUUUAAAGACACAAAGACUCCUCUAUAUGCCGUCGGUAAGCUCACUGUCAGGCCUUCCUUCCGGCUUCAGAAUCUCUGUCGGGUUUUCUUCUAACAGACGAAGCUCCUAGUUUUCCACUCUUUUGGGUUAUGUAGAAUAUGUGAUUAUCCUUUGGCUGGAAGGGAACCUGUUCUUCUGAAAACUUCCAAUUUUAUAUAUAAAAGCAGAUGAACUCGAAAAUGAAGCUGAACUUGUAAACUGGAGAUUUAGUGACCGACAUUAUCAAGAUUUCGAAGCCAUCCGAUUUCUAUUUUCGGAAUUAUUUUUCAUACCGCAUGUAGGAAUGCAAUUUCCAUUUCACUGAAAGAAUUUUCUUGCAUGAUCAUAAGUGGCCACGGAUGAAUCAAAGGGCAUUCAUUUUCUAUCUUGAUUCACUACCACAGAACCGAUUUAUUUUAUUCACUACUAGAUUGUAACCAAUCUCCCUCUCCUCGGAAUGAGAAUUAGUCUAGAAAAUCGAUUUUAUUUUAAUUUUUCAGCAAUGAAUGCAUUACCAAUCUGAUAUUGUUCCAUCUCACGUCAUGGGCUUCAAGACCAUAAUCUACUCUUUUUCUUUUCCCUUCUCAUUUCACAAUUCAGUGGCAGGAGAUGUCACCAACAUUGUAUUAGAUCCGAUUUUCAUAUUUGUCCUACGUUGGGGUGUCGCUGGUGCAGCCAUUGCUCAUGUUAUAUCUCAGUAAGCACUCCAAAUCUCUAUGGCUUUCAACAGAUUUGUCAUUGAUCCAUUUCUUUUCUACUUUUCUAUUGGGGGUGGGGGGUGGUUCUAUGAGAGUUCUUAUUGAAUGCGGUAACUGUAGGUAUCUAAUUUCGGCAAUACUGCUGUGGAGAUUACUAACCAAAGUUCAAGUUAUUCCAUCAGAUGUCAGAGAUCUAAAAUUUAGUCGCUUUCUCACAUGUGGUAAGAUGCUUCUUUCUCUGCUCCUAUCCGAUUCCUAAUGAAACUUAGUGAUUUUACAACAGCAUUGCUCAGCUUCUCAUGCUGACAGUAACGACGUAAUUGUACGUUCUGUAUUCUUAGCACAAAAAUAAAUAACUAAUAUAUAUACAUAUAUAUAUGAAUGAAACUUCUUUACCAUUUCUGUAGCCUCCACGUUUCAGGAUUUCAUCACAACAUUGUUAGCGUGCAUGAGCCGUCAGCAUAACAUCGCCUGAUAUGUCAGCACACCCAUAACUUAAAACAGUUCACAUAGACAUUGUACCUCCCUUGGGCGGUGCAGAGGAGUAGAUAGAAGAAAUCAGUCUACCUCCCCUCAAUAUCACCUUGAGAGGGCAAGCGAAAAUAAAAGCUCAAAAGAAGUUGAUGCAGGGAAGACAGUUUAUAUGAAAUGAUAAACUAGAAUCCUUAUUCAAAAUCCUUAUGACGUACCUUCCUUGUUCACCUAUGCCUUUGAAAAGAAAAAUUGAAGGAUCAUAAAAGAACUUCUCGUAGUUGAGAUUGCAAGCAGAAUAUCUUGAGCUUCCCUCACAGCCCUUGCUGUGGUCUGCCAACAAAAUAACCUUUUGUUUGCUUUAGAUCUUACCUCUCAAUAUAAGCCUUUGCAUAGUGGCGUCUGAAAACCUGAGAAUGCUCCUAUGUCAUGCUAAUAUAUUCGGAUCCACGCCUCUAAUUUUGGUCCCAUAUUUUUUGAGAUGAACAGGAUUUUUACUGCUGGCGAGGGUAGUAGCAGUUACUUUCUGUGUAACACUGGCAGCAUCACUUGCUGCUUGCCGUGGACCGAUUGCAAUGGCAGCAUUUCAAGUCUGUUUGCAGGUUUGGUUAUCAACAUCGCUUAUUGCAGAUGGAUUGGCAGUUGCAGGGCAGGUAAGAAACUCUUAGCACGGCAAUGUUUCCAUUUGUAGUAGAAGCACAUAAUAUUCAGCAUGUCAAAAUCUACAAAUAAACUGUUCAAAUAAACUAUUCAGCAUAUCUGAUUUCAAUAAAAUCACAGCAGGUCAAAAUCUACAAAUUCCUACACUUUUCUAUCAUGUAAACUAAACCAUUUGCGAGACCAUUAAAUUCCUCUAACUUCAUACCUUCAUGGAAAAUUCAACGAGUUCAUAUUCUUCUUCAGGCGAUCAUAGCCAGUUCAUUUGCCACAGGAGACCAUCAGAAAGCAGUGGCUGUUGCUUCUCGUGUGUUGCAGGUGCAUCAUGUCACAUUCUACCAGAAAUAUUCUUCUGAAGUUCUUAAGUAUUCAUUAUUCAUUGAUAUCAUCACAGUUGGGUAUUAUUCUGGGAUUGGGACUCUCUGCUGUUAUCGGAAUUGGCAUGAAGUUCGGAUCAGGAAUAUUCACAAAAGACAAGAAUGUACAGAAAUUAAUCCACACCGUAUUACCGGUAAGUAACCUUGGACUCAUCCCUUUCGACUGAAAAAAGAUAAAAUUGAGAGACAUCUUUGAGCUCUCUACAUAUCUGUACCAUGAAUCCACGUACAAGGUCUUUCUAGAUUCGAAAACAACAUGAUAUCUGCAUGGAUUUUCAUCCGGAUAAAUCAUUCACUAACAAAUGGCAUCUCUAAUAUCACAUACAGUUUGUGGCUGCUACACAACCAAUCAAUUCGUUGGCCUUCGUUUUUGACGGUAUCAACUUCGGAGCAUCAGAUUAUAUAUAUUCAGCUUAUUCUAUGGUAUAUUAAUUCAAACCUCUAUCACUAGGGAAAGUAAUAAAGAGAAACUGUUUAUUUCGCUUGCGUAUGAACUAACCACUUCCAUUCAGGUUCUGGUGGCUAUUCUCAGCGUCAUUUCCCUGUUUAUGCUCUCUUCCAGCCAUGGGUUCAUUGGAAUUUGGAUUUCUUUAACAAUCUACAUAAGUUUGCGGAUGUUUGCGGGUAUUUGGAGGUACAUUAACAACUUUUCUAAACGAUAUUUACUCAUUUAGAUAAACCACUAAUGAGUGAGAGAAUGAUUUCUCUGCUUCAACGAUUCACCACAAGAAAUCCUGUUUUCAAUAGGUUUAUUUAUUAUUUCACUAAUAGAGACAAUAAAAAUGAUUAUAAAGAAAGAAUGAGUUGGUUAGAAUCUUAAAAGUAUCUGAAUUUUUAAUUAUCAGAAAAGUUUAAAACUUUUAUGAAGAUCUUAUUGAUGUGUCAAUAGGAGUGGCAUUCCACACCGAUGAAAAUCAUGCCCCGAGUAAAUACAAAAAAUAGUAAAUGGAGGAAAUAUGGAAAAAAUAAAAUUAGCGUUCAGCUGUUUAAGGUUCAGAUGUCAGAUUACCUUUUGCACAUGGCUUACACCUUUCUGACCAACUAUGUUAAAAGGACCAUCCUCUGUUACUAAAGUAUAGUUUAAUUGUAUGUUUUUCACAUUUUGAAACUACCAACCAGUAUUUUGUUCCUCUAGGCUCUUCAAUCAACCACAGUCUUUAAGAGAACGAUAAGGUACGGUGUUCCAGUUCAUGCUGAAUUAGAAACCUUGAAUCCUUUAAGGAGUACAUUCAGAGUUAUCCGGAGAAAUAUCCUCCAAGACAUAGAUAACCUUUUGGCAACCUGAUUGCCCAUUAUGGAUGAACAUGGAAUCAGGUGUUUUAUCUGAUUAAGUAUACAAAAGUUUCCAGCCUUAUACCACUCAGACCUCCAGCAAUAUCCACUCCGAGGAAGGCAAACGUCAUGAAGAGUUCUAAAACUCUUAAACUACAAGCUAUAAUCAUAUAUUUCGCAUUUUUAUGUCCUAUUGCUAGAUCUCAUAAAAGAUAAUCAAAUCUAAUACCUUAUUUUUCAGUUUUAGUUGUCAAAUCUGAAUGAAAUAUUUCUAUCCUAGGUAUCUUUACAAAGAGAGCGUUAAUCUGGGCCUGAAAAAGACUAAUUUCACUCACCGAUUAAUUAUUUAUUCCCGGCAAAACCAAAUGUGUUGACUAUAAUUCUUUUAUAUUAAUUUACCUUUACUUUCAGGAUGGGUGCUGCGCAAGGGCCAUGGAACUUCCUCGGUCAUUUAUCAAUCUCUCGUUGA
Molecule: messenger RNA, 6139 nt
Organism: Spirodela intermedia
Lineage: Eukaryota; Viridiplantae; Streptophyta; Magnoliopsida; Alismatales; Araceae
Source: the annotation of a GenBank genome assembly